AAUGUUGUGUUUUUGUGGCUAAAGAUAAGUGAUAUCACUGACCUCUUACGGCUUGUCCGAAGAUUUUCAGCUGGAUAGACUGAAGGGAAGAAGCUGCUGACAAGGUGUUGGAUGUGGAUCCAGGAGAACCAGGAACUGGGGAACCAGCUUUUAGGGACACAUGACCCAAAUGGAGGCUGAAUAAGCCUCGCAGACAAAGACACUCGGAUGAGCUCAAGAACCACCAGGGUGGAAACGCUGCAUCCCUUCGGCCAUUUCCAUCUAGGAAGCAGGCAGUGUGGUGGGGGAGUUAAAGUGACACAGCUAUAUUAUGUGAAAGUAAAGCGGAGCAGCUCACAGGGGUGAGAUCUUUAAAUGGGGAGUCGCCUUUUUAUAGACGAGACUCAUUGAGGAUCAGAUUCUCUCCAGACCUCCAUAACCUUAAAGGAGACUGAAGUAAAUUUCCUUUGUGGAUAGCAUUGCCUUAAAUUAUCUCCAGCCCACUGGACAAGGGAAUAACUGGAUGCUUCUUGUUUUUAACUCGCUUGGUUCUGAAGGCACAGAUGGACAAGCAGCUGAUGCAGGAGGCAGUCCCCUGCACAGCUCUCUAACAGUUAGACCCCGAAGGCAUCUUGAAAUAGAAAUUCAAAAGGGGAGGAGGAGAAAGGAGGGGAGAAAGGAGGGGGGUUUUGAGUGUGAGCAUUGGUAUGCCAGGCUCAAUACCUACGAUGGCUGUGCAGAAGAAGCAGAGUGUCAUCCCUCCAUCGCAGGGACCACUUUCUUCACGUACAAUCGACAGCCAAAGGAAGAGGAAUGGAUCUGGAAGAGCAUCAGAGAAUGGCUCUUGUAUCAAACCAAAUACGCAGGCCAAGAAAGCAGCCUGUCCUGUUCACAAGCCUGCCCAAAUCUCCAACUCAGUUUCUCCAAGGGCCACUGCAGUGGCUAAUGGACAAAAUAUUGACGAGAGGCUGAAAGCAGCACGAGAGAGACGAGAAGAGCAAGAGAAGUUACUUGCCUCUCGGGAGCUGAGCAGGUUGGAGCGGGAGCAACGGGCCAGGCUCUACUAUGAACAACAGCUGCAGGAGCGCAAGAACAAACUCCUGGAGCAGCGGUACAAAGAGGAGACGAGGCGUGCCGCUGUGGAGGAGAAGCGCAAGCAGAGACUGAAGGAGGAGAAAGAGCGGCAUGAAUCUGCUGUGCGCAAAACAAUAGAGAAGAGCCAAAGGGCCCAACAGAAUCUCAGUCAAAACUCAAGAGGAAGGAAAGCCACCAAGAAUAUUCCACGUCGCUUACCACUGACACCAUGGGAGAAGAACUUGGUCAGUCGCCUCCUUACCCCCACUUGCUCUUAUCUGGCCAGGAGCAAGAGCGCUGGCUGUGAGUCAGGAGAAGAAGUUUCAUUCCACUCCAUGAAUACCACCAACACCACCACCACCACCACCACCACCACCCCUCUCAAACCCCAGCAGCACUCUGGUUUGGUCCAACAGAGGCCAUAUGCCUCCCCCAGUCCCAACAACAGAAGCAUCAAUCUGGCGCAGAUCAAAGCAACAAAACAGCAAGAUGCCAAUAAGAAAAAGUCAAACAGGGGCUCAAAUAUCAGAUCACCUGGCGUCAAAACCAGCAUGAAACCAGCCACAGUCACAAAAAGCAGAACACCCUCCCCCUCACCAGAACGGAGUUCCCGCAGAUCAAUUAGCAGACAUUCAACCCCGCUGCAGCUCGAGCUCCCGUCGGUCCCUGAGGAAGAUGUUGCUGUUUGUAGUUCAGCCCUCGCUCCUGGUAACUCACGGCCUGUCAGGACAUCAGCUGGAGGUCAGAAAGAGAAAAUGAGGGCUGGAAAUGCACCAGAGACUCCGUGCUUGAACCUGCCAGAGACACAAAUGGAGGCUAUAACCAGAACAACGAGAGAUGAAAGUCCUUCCCAGAUGCCUCCUCAUCCAGCUCCAAAGCCUCCUGAAGUUGUGAGCAGGCCCUCGGCUGGUACUACAGACCGAGAGGAGGCCUCUCGUCUCCUGGCUGAAAAGAGGAGAGAGGCCCGACUACAACGGGAGAGAGAGGAGCAGGAGCGUCUGCAGAGAGAGGAGGCAGAAAGGCGGAGUCGUGAAGAACUGGAGCGCAGGAGGGCAGAGGAGCGAGCGCGACAGCAGGCCGAGGCUCAGCAUCUCAUAGAGGAGAAGAGGAGACGGGAGGAGGAGGAGCAGAGACGAGCGGAGGAAGAGAGAGCUCAGGCCAUGAGGGAAGCCGCCCUUCUGCAGAAACAGAGAGAAGAGGAGCAAGCCAAAGAAAUGGCGAAAGCCGAGCAGAUCAAACAAGAGCGAGAAAUCCUUGCACAAAAAGAAGAUGCAGAGCGCCAAGCAAGAAAAAAGCGACUUGAGGAGAUCAUGCGGAGAACCAGAAGGACAGAUUCUCCAGAUACGAAGUCUGUACCAGCGAGGAUCUUGCCAAAAGAAGCCCAACCAAAGGAAAACACAGAGCCUGUGCACAAUGGCACUAUAGAGGAUGCUGUCAAGCUGCCAGUGGGAACUAAGUCCUCACAGCUGGGGCUGAAGAAUGAGGAGGACAUGGUGCCUGUUGUGGCCUUCAAAGAACGCAGGUCUCUCAGAACACUCACAGGCCUGGAGGAAAUCCAGACCCACCAACGAGCAGAGGUCAUCUGAACACCUUCAAAGUGGGCAAAGACUUUGAUGGAGAGCUGUGAUUUCUCUGCAAAAGAUGGGAAUUCCUGCAGUACAGCCAGUUUGCUGCCCAUCCUCAGCACUUUGAACGAGCAUGUAAAAUCCCAGCCUCGCCUCACUGAGGUCGUCUGCAUUUGGUCACUUCUCUGUGUGUAACCAGUGGCACAUGUAUUGGGCAAGUUAGAUAUUAAUUUCUUCAGUACAACAGGUUUCUGAAGUAAUAAUGACUAGCCAAAAAAAAACUGUAGAUGUAGACAGUGGUAAUGAUAGCUUGCUGGCAAUUGCAGUUUAUAUCAGUUAUGGACAGUGAUGCCUCUGUGAAAUACUAGGAAUAGCCAUCCAAACAGUCACAUAUGUUAGCCAUAUGCUUUUUGCUUAUUCCUGAUAUUUCUUGCUACCUAAGCACUUUUUCCUUCCUCAGUUUUGUCACUGUGGAAUUAAGACUGGCUCAAGUCGCUGUUUUGUGCAACACAAGAGUUUAGGGUGUUAGUGAAAGUUCAUUUUCUAUAUCAAUUCCUAUCUUACCCUUUGAUUUUGUGAAGUAUAGCAAUCACAUAUUUCAAAGCUGCUAAGGAACUUAGUUUUCCAAAGACUUUGCUUCAGUUUUGUGAGUGCUGUUUUAGAAAAUACGAUGCACAAAGCGUUUAUUGCACUGCCAGUUGCUUUGUUUGAUAUUGCGCAAUCACUUUACAAAGCAGACUUUGAGACGUAGAGGUUAAGUGAGUUUAUUAUAAUAAAAGCGUAUAAAAACAAAUGUAUCUGAUCAUCAAUAUUUGAUCUUAUAAUUUAAGUAUUGCUCACAACUAUCACUUGUUAACCUGUUGAGAAGUUAAGAUAUGCCAUAUUUGAUUAAAGUUGAUACUAUGCUGCG
Messenger RNA from Seriola aureovittata, 3528 nucleotides. It is a transcript of the gene map7a, whose product is annotated as microtubule-associated protein 7a. Bases 687 to 2639 code for a protein of 650 amino acids. Gene Ontology annotation, biological process: microtubule cytoskeleton organization. Lineage: Eukaryota; Metazoa; Chordata; Actinopteri; Carangiformes; Carangidae. The transcript is spliced from 17 exons. The record is from RefSeq and is a predicted model, not a curated record. Gene Ontology annotation, cellular component: microtubule cytoskeleton.